AUGUCAGCAGCAAAACUGGGUCCGAGGAGGACUGAAAGGCAGAGAUCGGACGAAGCGGUGGAACUACUGCAGGCCAUCCCGCGGGAGGGGCGUGCGGAUGUCAGCGUGAAUAUCCAGGUACCAGCAAUCGGGCAACGGGCCGAGGAAGGAGUACCGGCGGAAGGAGUCGGCGAGCAGGCUAUCGAAGAGGCAGCGCAGGCCAUCGAAGAUGCAGAGCAGGCAGUCGACGGCGUCGAGCAGGGAGUCGAGGUUGGGGAGCAGGUGAUUCAGGCAGAAGAGCACCCGAUCGAGCAGGAGGACGGGCAGGUGCCGCAACGCGGGGCCGAUCUGGCGCGAUGGCAGUGCACCAUCUGCUUGGACGAGGCGAGAAAUGCGGUCGUAACCACGUGCGGCCACCUGUCAUGUUGGGGCUGUCCCUACGGUUGGGUCACCGAAGGCACUAUGGGCCAAUGCUGUCCCCUGUGCCGGUCCAGAAUCAACAUUUUUCGAUCGACUCCCAUCUACGGAAGUGAAACGGACGACGCAGGACAGGCGGAGGGCAUUCCGCAGAGGCCCGGAGCAGUCUAUGUGCCAAGAAGGGAACUACCCUGA
Messenger RNA from Galendromus occidentalis (western predatory mite), 591 nucleotides. Its product is annotated as E3 ubiquitin-protein ligase RNF170-like. Gene Ontology annotation, biological process: ubiquitin-dependent protein catabolic process. The transcript has 2 exons. Lineage: Eukaryota; Metazoa; Arthropoda; Arachnida; Mesostigmata; Phytoseiidae. The record is from RefSeq and is a predicted model, not a curated record. Gene Ontology annotation, molecular function: ubiquitin protein ligase activity. Gene Ontology annotation, cellular component: endoplasmic reticulum. The coding region runs from base 1 to 591 and encodes 196 amino acids.